Molecule: messenger RNA, 2769 nt
Organism: Solanum verrucosum
Lineage: Eukaryota; Viridiplantae; Streptophyta; Magnoliopsida; Solanales; Solanaceae
Exons: 3
Coding region: 1-2769 (922 amino acids)
Source: RefSeq, a predicted model, not a curated record
AUGGGGUUAGCUAGAAAUCCUAAUAUAAGAAGUGGAGAUUCUUUAGAAGGAAUGUUGAGUGACUAUAUGGGAGGAAAAGCAGCAAAAAUGAGAUCACAAAAAGGUUCUUCAACUAAAGUUGUGACAAUAUUAACUUGUUUACAGUUUUCUUUUGCUGUUUAUGCAACAUUUCUUCUGUAUUACAUGAGUCCAUCAAUAGAUUUAAGUAGUAAACCAGAUUUUACUUGGGCUACGCGUAUCGCUCAGUCGUGGAAACACUUCAUUAUACCUCCACAUGUUGUUAGUCAUGUUGUUGAGUCAAAAUCAAUUGUUGAUGUUUGUGAACAUGAGAAGAUUGAUUUUGAACAGAAGAAGUCUAAUGAUGCACUUAUGAUUAAGUUGAAGACAGAGUUGUAUCAAGAAUUGAGGGAUUUUCAGAUCAAGAAUCUUGGUGGUACUGAGACACUUUCUGAGUUGAUGUUAAUGAAGUCUAAAUGGGAUUUACGCGGUCCAAACAAGCCGAAAAUCACUGUGAUAUUGAAUCAUUUCAAGAGGAAAACACUGUGUUCUCAGAUUGAUUCUUUACUUGGACAAACACUUCAAUUUCAUCAUGUUUGGGUUGUCGCGUUUGGAAGUCCUAAUGAGGAAUCACUCAAGAGGAUUGUAGAUAGUUACAAUGACUCGCGUAUAAGUUUUAUAAGUUCAUCUUAUGAUUUUAAGUACUAUGGAAGGUUUCAAAUGGCUUUGCAAACAGAAGCUGAUCUUGUGUAUAUCGUAGACGAUGACAUGAUCCCAGGGAAGAAGAUGUUGCAGAUUUUAGCACAUGUUGCAGGAACAGACAAGUAUAUGAAUUCUGUUUUGGGAAGUAUUGGUAGGAUUUUGCCUUUUAGACAGAAAGAUUUCAUUUUUCCGAGCUAUAGGAAGUUUCGAUCCAAGGAGGCAGGGCUUUAUUUGCCUGAUCCUGCUUAUAAUAUCACUGUGGAUAGAAUUGUUCAAGCGGAUUUCCUAUCGAGUUCUUGGUUUCUUUCUGCUGAACUUGUCAAGACACUUUUCAUCGAGACGCCCUUCACUUUCAUGACAGGAGAAGACUUGCACUUAAGCUAUCAGCUUCAGAAGUACAGAAAUGCUGGUUCAUUUGUGCUACCAGUUGAUCCAAAUGACAAAGAAACAUGGGGUGACAGUGAGCACAGACUUGCUUAUGUAUCCGAAACCACUGUUAUAUUCAAGGACACGGUUCAAGUCCGAGAUGAUCAGUGGUGGAAAGCACUCUCUACUGGUUACAUAACGCAAUGGGCAGCAAUGAAUCCUCAGAAGAUUGAUGUACUUUUCUACACCCAUUCUGUCGAUGAAGUUAAAGCUCUCGCGCCUCUUCUUGAGAAGUUCAGGUCAACAGUUGGAAAAAAGGCCUACAUUGUUGUCUCAGGAGGCAGUUUCUGCCCUUGUGAAGAUGCUGCUGCAGCUUUGAAAUGGCCUAAAGUAGUAUGCACAGAAAGGAGGUUCAAGAUUAUGGAUUUAGGAGUUGGGGCAUUAUCUGGGAUAUCGAAUUCAGAAGUCCCCGUCGUUCAAGCAGUCUAUGCCAGCAUGAAAGGACUAAUCAAGAUUCACAACCCGAGCCUCGUGAUCACAGUAGCUGAUGCAGAUUCUAAUGUGAUGAAAGCACUCAAGAUGGCUGUAGAAACUAACACAAACAGUUCAAAAUUGGUUCUUCUACCUAGAUCAUCUGUCACUAAGGUUCUUUGGAUGGCUGAUCUUCGUUCCACAGCAUUGCCAAAUUGGAACCGUAUGACGCUUUCUAUAAACAUCAUCACACAGAACAGAGCUAAUUCACUAGCAAGGCUUCUCAAGGCGCUGAGUGACGCGUACUACAUAGGUGAUCAAGUUCCUAUAACUUUCAACAUGGAUAGUAAGGUAGAUGAGGCAACUAUAAAGCUUGUUAACUCAUUCAAUUGGCCUCACGGAACCAAAACUCUUCGAAGAAGGAUCAUCCAAGGAGGCCUAAUUCGAGCUGUUAGUGAGAGUUGGUACCCCUCAUCGGAUGAUGAUUUUGGUCUGUUACUCGAAGAUGACAUCGAAGUCUCCCCAUACUAUUACCUAUGGAUCAAAUAUGCUCUGUUGGCCUACCACUAUGACCCUCAAAUAUCACUCCCUGAGCUCUCCUCCAUCUCUCUUUACACGCCACGUUUGGUGGAAGUUGUUAAAGAAAGGCCUAAAUGGAAUGCAACUGACUUCUUCAAACACAUUCAUCCAAACACACCAUAUCUCCAUCAGCUGCCUUGCAGUUGGGGCGCGGUGUUUUUCCCCAAGCAAUGGAAGGAAUUCUACGUCUACAUGAACAUGAGAUUCACGGAAGAUCCAAAGCAAAAUCCAGUACAGAUACCAAAAUCAAGAACUAAUGGAUGGCAAGCUUCUUGGAAGAAGUUCUUGAUAGACAUGAUGUACUUAAGAGGAUACGUUAGCCUUUAUCCGAACUUUCCAAAUCAAAUGAGCUUUUCAACAAACCAUAUGGAACCAGGAGCUCACAUAGCAGCUAAGAACAAUGUAGUUAAACAUAACAAGGCAGAUUUUGAGGUGCCAUUGAUCAAAGAAGACUUCAAGAACCACUUACCUAAUGGGAAAAUGCCUCAAGCUUCGAAGUUACCUUCGUUGAAUCUCUUCAAUCAACCUGUUUCAUUAAAAGGCUUAAAGACAGCAGGAGCAAAACUCGGAACAGACGUACUACAAUGCAGUCCAACGGAGAUAGUAUCCGUUCACCACGAUACAGGUUUACCAUCACAUUGUGCAAGAUUCUGA